Myotis lucifugus (little brown bat) is the source of this 2793-nucleotide messenger RNA. It is a transcript of the gene ARL5A, whose product is annotated as ADP ribosylation factor like GTPase 5A. The record is from RefSeq and is a predicted model, not a curated record. Gene Ontology annotation, biological process: protein localization to Golgi membrane; intracellular protein transport; vesicle-mediated transport. The coding region runs from base 441 to 1073 and encodes 210 amino acids. The transcript has 6 exons. Gene Ontology annotation, cellular component: trans-Golgi network; cytoplasm. Lineage: Eukaryota; Metazoa; Chordata; Mammalia; Chiroptera; Vespertilionidae. Gene Ontology annotation, molecular function: GTPase activity; GTP binding.
UAUAUAGGAUUAAUGAGAAGAAGUCAAAAUAUCAACAUUUACAAGAGUUUGGAAGUUUAUUCCAACCUUCAAGGAUAAUUUUGAGGAGUUCAAGACUUCAAUGGAAGAAGUAACUGCAGAUGUGGUAGAAAUAGUUAGAGAAUUAGAAUUAGCCUGAAGAUAUGACUGAAUUGCUGCAAUUGUAUGAUAAAACUUUAGUGGAUGAAGAGUUGCUUCGAAUGGAUGAGCAGAGACCAUGGUUUCUGGGGAUGGAAUCUACUGGUAAAAAUGCUGUCAAGAAUGUUGAAAUGACAAAGGAUUUUAGAGUAUUAUAUAAACAUAGUUGAUAAAGUCAAGGCAGGGUUUGAGAGGAUUGACUCCAAUUUUGACAGUUCUUUGUGUAAAAUGCUACCCAGCAGCAUCGCAUAUCACAAAGAAAUUGUUCAUGAAAGGGUCAAUCCAUGUGGCAAACUUCAUUGUCUUAUUUUAAGAAAUUUCCACAGCCACCCCAACCUUUAGCAACCACUACCCUGAUCAGUCAGCAGCCAUCAAAAUCAAGGCAAGCAAAAAGAUUACUACUCACUGAAGGCUCAGAUGAUGAGCACAAAGUUAUCAUUGUUGGGCUGGAUAAUGCAGGGAAAACUACCAUCCUUUAUCAAUUUUCUAUGAAUGAAGUUGUACAUACAUCCCCUACAAUAGGAAGUAAUGUAGAAGAGAUAGUGAUUAAUAAUACACGAUUUCUAAUGUGGGAUAUUGGUGGCCAAGAAUCUCUUCGUUCUUCCUGGAACACUUACUAUACUAACACAGAGUUUGUAAUAGUUGUUGUGGACAGUACAGACAGAGAAAGGAUUUCUGUAACUAGAGAAGAACUCUAUAAGAUGUUAGCCCAUGAGGAUCUAAGGAAAGCUGGAUUGCUGAUUUUUGCUAAUAAACAAGAUGUUAAAGAAUGCAUGACUGUAGCAGAAAUCUCCCAGUUUUUGAAACUAACUUCUAUUAAAGAUCACCAGUGGCAUAUCCAGGCAUGCUGUGCUCUUACUGGCGAGGGAUUAUGCCAAGGACUGGAAUGGAUGAUGUCACGACUUAAACUUAGAUGAUCUCUACUGACUUCUUCUCAUAGACUUUAUAUAAACGAAGUGCUGGACUUUACCUGAAAGCUCCAAAAAUUAAUGGUUCGGAUAUAUUUAUAGUAAACUGAUUUAAACUUUUUCUAUAAGAAGAAAAAUUAAGACCACUUAUUUGAAAAUGAAGAUGAAGCCUCACCUUCCAAUUGCUUUCUCAUUAGUUUCUUCCAAAGCCAGGUCUUAAAGCUGUGAUUGACAUUUUUCUCCUAAUGAAUCCUCUCAAGACAUUGUGUAGCCUGUGGUAAGUACAAAAGGAGAGGAAGACAUUUUUUAAAACUUUAAGAGCUUUAUUAUCAGUAUAAUCCUCUUUUGUUGAAUGUUCUCUUUUUGUUCCAUUAAGUCAAAAUAUAAAUCAGCACAGAUAUUCAGUUUCUGGUAUUUUAAAAUGUAAUGUUACUUACGAAUAGUAUUUUGCAUUUGUGUAUGUAUUGUGUAUAUACCUCAACCUCAAGUUAAUGGCUUUGAUUUAUGUUCUAAAGAAAAGUGAAUAACAAAAAUUAAUAAUAUUCUUAAUUAUAACAAUAAUGAAAUGAAUACUGGCAUUGGUUUAAGUGCCAAUUUGUACUUUUCCCCUAUGCUCUCUGCAUUGUACUAAUCAACCCCCAAAAUCAUUGAGCUGCUCUUUAAAAAAAGAAAAAAAGUUUGACAUUGGAUACCUAUGUUUUGUUGUUGUUCAAAUCACAUACAUACAAACAUGUAAUCCAAUGAGUGGAAUAUCUAUCAAGUUCUUAGAAUUACUAAUGGGUACAAUUGCACAUUGAGCAGUUAUCUGAUUGUUCCCUUUAUGAGACCGUAUGCCAUCUAAAUUACUGAGUAAAUUGUUAAUCCAUUAAUCAAUUAUUAACUCUGAUUAAAAUUACCAACUGAUUUUCAGCAUUAAUGGAAAACUGUUGUGUGAAAUGUCUAUCCAGAUAAGUGUCACCUUAUAAAUAUUAUCAAAUAAUUUAGCUAGAUUCUUCUUAAGUAAUAAAUUAUUUGUCAAGCAUUUAAAGUGAAUUUGAAAUGAAAAGUAAAGCAUAUUUUCCAAGCAACAAAGAUAAUUUAUUAAUUUGAAUAUUUUUAAUUCUUAACUUUUGAAAUAGUUUGAGAUUUUUUAUCUGUGUUUUCUUUUAUCUUCUUAUAACACGUGAAUGUAUUGUUUGGCAAGUAUAAAAUACAAAUUUUUUUAGUGCUUUUAAGAAUUUGUUUUAAAAAUUGAUCAACAUAAUGCAUUAUUUUUUCUAAGAAAUAACUUGCCCCAAAACACCUUCUAUGUUCGUGUAGGUUUUUGUGUUUUUUUUUUCAAUAUCUGAAAAGUCACAGGUAUUUCUGUUGUAACUGUAAACACUUACCUAACUAAAUGUGUUCAGAUAUAUUCUUGAAUACGCAGUCCCUGAAAAUCUGAACAGUAAUCCAAGCUGGCAUGUUUUAGAAUAUUCAAGAAAAAAAUAAUUCCUUUUAAUACCAGCCUUUUAGAUUUUGUGAAGAUUUUGAUGAGGGAUAAACGUAUAUACUGUAAGCAUUGACAAAACUUUAAAAGUUCCUUUCUACAAAAUUAAAAUGCUCACUAUCUAAGUUCAACUCGGGCAUAGGAGAUGAUCAGUGUUUAAUGUUGGAUGUUUUGUGUUUUAUAUUUAUAAUGUUCAAAAUGCAAGUAUAAUAUUUUAUUAUUUGUCAACUUUUACAAAAGUAAAUUCUAAAUUACUAAGCUUUA